GCUGUUGACCGAAACGCGUAAGACGCCAUCUUGAGGAGACCACGAACCAACGCUGGUUGGCGAUAACUGACAACAAUUUUAGGCGCAUCAGGAUGAGAUUACUGAAUUCAAAGUGAACCCGUGUCACAUGGGCUGUGGGCUAUAAAUAUUAAGAGAGGGACAAGAAGAGCUGUUGGACUAAUGUUUACCGUGUUGGGUUGUUUUUAUGACGCAACGCCCGCUGUAGCCUGAUGGCCAGCUAGCUGCUGUGUGGACCCGAGGCCUGUUCGGAGGAGGAAGGGUAGUGACGGCGCAAAAUGCUCGACUACCCCUGACUCCCAACCAGACUGUUCCUAGACAGAGACACGCUUCGAGUUGAACGACGAGCACAAUGCACUUAAUUUUUUUUUUAAAGCUGUUCACUUUCCGAUUUUUUUGAGGGAGCGAUGGGGUGCUGUUAGAAGCUCCGAACGACUGUGAAUGCCGUGGCGUGUGUUCUGAAUUCCCAGUCCGAGACAUGUCAUCCAACUGCAGCAGCGCAGCGCCUGUCAACGCUAGCAAAACCAAGACGAAAAAAAAGCAUUUUAUAGGACAGAAAGUGAAACUGUUUCGUGCAAGCGAACCCAUCCUCAGCGUUUUAAUGUGGGGUGUGAAUCACACGGUUAACGAGUUAAGUAAUGUGCCUGUACCAGUCAUGCUGAUGCCAGAUGAUUUUAAAGCCUACAGUAAGAUCAAAGUGGACAACCACCUAUUUAACAAAGAAAACCUUCCUAGUCGCUUUAAGUUCAAAGAAUAUUGUCCCAUGGUGUUCCGAAACUUGAGGGAGAGAUUUUGCAUCGAUGACCAAGACUACCAGAACUCUCUCACGCGAAGCGCUCCCCUCAACAGCGACUCCCAGGGUCGUUUUGGUAAUCGCUUCCUCUCCAGUUACGACCAUCGAUUUGUAAUCAAAACUGUGUCCAGUGAGGACAUCGCUGAGAUGCACAACAUCCUCAAAAAAUACCACCAGUUUAUAGUGGAGUGUCACGGCAACACGCUGCUCCCUCAAUUUCUGGGUAUGUACAGGCUUACAGUGGACGGGGUGGAGACGUACAUGGUCGUGACCCGGAAUGUCUUCAGCCAUCACCUCACUGUUCAUCGCAAAUACGACCUCAAGGGUUCCACGGUCUCAAGGGAAGCAAGUGACAAGGAAAAGGCGAAAGAGCUCCCCACUUUCAAAGACAACGACUUCCUGAAUGAAGGCCACAAGCUGCAAAUAGGAGACGACAACAAGAAGUACUUCUUGGACAAGCUAAAACAUGAUGUUGAGUUCCUGGCCACUCUGAAGAUCAUGGAUUACAGUCUUCUCGUGGGGAUCCACGAUGUGGAUCGAGCCGAGCAGGAGGAGAUGGAUGUGGAGGCUGGUGCCGAUGAGGAAGAGUAUGAGAAUGACGGAAUGGGUGGAGGCGUGCUCACUGGCUCCUUUGGCACACCACCCGACAGCCCAGGAAACCCCGUCAACUGUGGCUUCUUUGGGCCCGGGGACUUUGACCCCUCCGUUGAUGUUUACGCAAUCAAGAGCCAUGACAGUUCUGUCAAAAAGGAGGUGUACUUCAUGGCGAUCAUCGACAUCCUCACACAUUACGAUGCGAAGAAAAAAGCUGCACAUGCUGCCAAAACUGUGAAACACGGGGCAGGGGCAGAGAUCUCGACGGUGAACCCGGAGCAGUACUCCAAGCGCUUCUAUGAGUUCAUGUCCAAUAUCUUGUCAUAGACUCUUUUCCACUCUGCCUGCCCAGCCACUCACAGAUCUGGCACACGUGUGUACACAACACACACACACACAGUCUCUCUUGUCCUCAGCCUCUUCAAAGAGCCCAUGGUUAGGUUAUGUGUUGAGGCUUUUACAGAACUGCAAACACAAAUGAACAGUGCCCCCCUCGUCCCCCGUUUUGGAAAGAGCAUCCUGAUAACUUCCUUUGUUUAGCUGAAUUUUCGUUUGACUUGUUGCUCCUCUGUUUCCGCGUCCUACCUUAUCACUCCUCUCGCCAGCGCAGGAACUGUCUCACUGAUGCCUUGAGUUAGUGCCCACGCCUCAGCACCGUCUUCCCACUUUCUCUUCAUGUUGUGAUUCCUUGAUUUCCAUUGGAUGUGUACACAAACACAGAUUGCAUGACAUACUAUUUUAGCAGCCUUCUUUGUGCUUCUUUCAGUAUCGACAACAGAAAAAUCCAACCUACUGCUGAUAAUUUGGAAUAACCGAAUGUAAACGUUCUUACUGAUGAUGUAGACUAAUAAGUAAAAGAAUGCAGUUAUCAAUAUGCAUGGCUGAUGUGCACAUGAGACUCCACCAGUUAGUUCAACAUUGAACCGCUGACCUCAACAUCCGAGUGUUACAAUGAAAAUAGGAACGACACGCACGCACAAAUCGGCGUUUGAAUGUUAUAUUGCCACAUUGGUUUUAACAAAUUUUGGAAUAUUAAACAUGAGCAUGGUAAAGGUUGGUCAAUGAAAAAAAGAGCAAUUUAAAAAAGGGGGAAAUUCAGCAGCAAAUAAAUGGUUUUAUCACAAUACAAAUCAUUUUUUAAAAAAUAUCUUGUUUACAUUGAUGUAGCAAUGUUGUUUGUAUACAGUAUUGUUUUGUUAACAAAAAGACAGAGAAAAAAAAGGUUACUUGAAAAUGAUUCAUUGCAUAUUAAAGGGAGUUUUAUCUUG
Hippocampus zosterae (dwarf seahorse) is the source of this 2673-nucleotide messenger RNA. Its product is annotated as phosphatidylinositol 5-phosphate 4-kinase type-2 beta-like. Gene Ontology annotation, molecular function: phosphatidylinositol kinase activity. The record is from RefSeq and is a predicted model, not a curated record. The coding region runs from base 497 to 1732 and encodes 411 amino acids. Gene Ontology annotation, biological process: phosphatidylinositol metabolic process. Lineage: Eukaryota; Metazoa; Chordata; Actinopteri; Syngnathiformes; Syngnathidae. The transcript is spliced from 10 exons.